UCUCUCUCAUAUUACAAGCACUGCUACUUGUUCUCUCUUCACUCUCACUCCCCCACACCCGCACUCACAUUCACAGUCACUGCAUCAAUUCAACUUCCUCCGCUCUCUCUCCUGCGAUUCAAUUCCCAACUUCACCAUCAUCAUCAUCAAAGCUAGUUACUCAUCCAUGUUCACCUUCUCAUUCAUCCAUGCUAACAACUGAAAACUAAUUGUAUCCCAACAACAACUCAAUCACUUCGAAUUGUUCCUUUUCGUGUGAACAAGAUGCAAGGGUUUCCACCACCUGGUGCUGGAGGAGCUUCUGACCUUCACUCCACCAUGCGAUCCUUCGAGCUUGCUUGCUCUUCCGUUCAGAUCCCUAUUAAUCCAGGAGCUACUGAGGCAAUUAUAUUGUCAUUAGGCCAGUCUUCUCAGCCAUAUAAGACUUGUCAAUUCAUUCUUGAAAAUUCCCUGGUAGCAACUGCAAGGUUUCACGCGGCUGCAGCAAUCAGAGAAGCAGCUAUCAGAGAAUGGGGUUUUCUUAAUACUGAUGACAAGAGAGGCUUGAUUAGUUUUUGUCUAUGCUAUGCUAUGCAACAUGCGAGUUCUCCUGAUGGCUAUGUCCAAGCAAAGGUAUCUUCUGUGGCUGCUCAGUUGAUGAAAAGGGCUUGGCUUGAGUUUGCAGCAGCAGAGAAGGAGACACUCUUUUAUCAGGUGAACCAGGCUAUUGUGGGCAUUCAUGGAUUAGAUGUGCAGUUUGCUGGAAUCAAAUUUCUUGAAUCGUUGGUAUCUGAAUUUUCUCCAUCUACUUCAAGUGCUAUGGGCCUUCCAAGGGAAUUUCAUGAGCAGUGUAGGACUUCAUUUGAAAAAGACUACCUGAAGACAUUCUACCGAUGGACACAAGAAGCUGCUUCAAGUGUCACAAGUAGGAUUAUUGAAUCUGACUCUGUUGUACCUGAGGUUAAAGUUUGCACUACUGCACUGGAUCUCAUGCUUCAAAUCCUAAAUUGGGAUUUUCGUUGCAAUACCAGUGACACAAAAAUAAAUGUAAAUAUCUUCUCUUCUGGAGUUAGGCAAGACGGGGAUACUCCUAAAAGAUCUGAAUGUCACCUAGUGCAGCCUGGUUCAGAUUGGCGUGACGUGUUGAUAUUAAGUGGUCAUGUUGGAUGGCUUUUGAGUCUAUACGCAGCAUUGAGGCAGAAGUUUUCACGUGAAGGCUACUGGCUUGACUGCCCUAUUGCAGUCUCUGCUCGAAAGCUAAUUGUACAAUUUUGUUCUUUAACAGGAACUGUAUUUCUUUCUGAUGAUAAAAAAAUGCAUGAGCACCAUCUUCUGCAACUCCUCUCAGGGAUAAUAGCGUGGGUAGAUCCUCCUGAAGCUGUUUCAAAAGCUAUUGAAUGUGGGAGAAGUGAAAGUGAGAUGCUUGAUGGUUGUCGUGCACUAUUGGCUCUUGCAAAUGUAACAAAUCCCUGUGUGUUUGACGAUCUCCUAAAGUCCAUGAGGCCCAUUGGUACCCUUACCUUUUUGUCGAUGUUGAUGUCUGAAGUAAUUAAAGUCCUCAUGACUAACAACACUGAAGAGGAGUCUUGGAGCUAUGAAGCUCGUGAUGUCUUAUUGGAUACUUGGACUGCCCUUCUAAUGCCAAUAAAUACUAUCACUGUGAAUGCUUUGCUUCCGUCUGAAGGGAUACAAGCUGCUGCAAAUCUCUUUGGUUUCAUUGUUGAAUGCGAGCUAAGAAUGGCCUCUGCUUCAGCAUUUAAUGAUGGGGGCGAUUCAGAUUAUCUUCAUGGUUCUGUAUCUGCCAUGGAUGAAAGGUUAAGCUCCUAUGCUCUUAUUGCACGAGCUGCAAUUGAUGUUACAAUUCCUUUACUUAUGAGAGUGUUUUCUGAACGGGUUGCACGCCUUAAUCAGGGCAGGGGCAUUAUGGACUUGACUGAAACUAUGGAAGAGCUUUAUUCAUUGUUGCUUAUUAUUGGCCAUGUAAUUGCAGACGAAGGGGAGGGGGAAACACCUCUGGUUCCUAAUGCCAUACAAACCCAAGUAGUUGUGGAUUCUGUGGAAGAAGAUAAACAUCCUGUUAUUUUACUUUCCAGCUCAAUCUUAAAAUUUGCUGAGCAGUGCCUAAAUCCAGAAAUGAGAGCAUCAAUUUUCAGUCCCCGACUUAUGGAGUCAAUUAUAUGGUUCCUUGCAAGGUGGUCUCAUACAUAUUUAAUGUCUUGCGAUGGGAUUGGGGAGAAAAUCUUGGAUUCAAGUCAUCAUUAUGAGCAUAGUUCAAAAAAGGCUUUGCUUAGUUUCUUUGGAGAGCAUAAACAAGGGAGACUUGUUCUUGAUAUUAUUGUCCAUAUAUCCUUGAUCACACUUACGUCCUAUCCCGGGGAAAAGGAUCUGCAGGGCCUCACUUGUUACCUUCUACUUCAUUCCUUGGUUCAGCACAAGCAUAUAUGCAUUCACCUUGUUACUCUGAAUUCAUGGCAUGAACUAGCAACUGCAUUUUCCGGUGAAAAGACGUUGUUCUUGUUGGACACUGCUCAUCAGCGGUCUCUUGCACAAACACUUGUUCGCUCAGCCUCGGGCAUAAAAAAUUUAGAAGCAUCAAACCAGUAUGUAAGGAAUCUCAUGGGUCAUAUUGCUAAAUAUAUAGUGGAGAUAUCCAGCAAGAGUAAUUUCAAAAGUAUUGCCCAACAACCAGAUAUCCUCCUGUCGGUCAGCUGCAUGUUAGAACGGCUACGAGGAGCUGCAAGUGCUUCUGAACCUCGAACACAGAAGGCAAUCUAUGAGCUAGGAUUCUCUGUAAUGAAUCCCAUACUAGUUCUUCUUGAAGUAUAUAAACACGAGUCUGCAGUAGUCUACCUGCUACUUAAAUUUGUAGUUGGUUGGGUCGAUGGACAAAUUACUUACUUGGAGGCCCAAGAAACUGCUGCUGUUGUUGAUUUCUGCAUGCGCUUACUACAGCUGUAUUCAUCUCACAAUAUUGGCAAGAUAUCGCUUAGUCUUUCAAGCAGCUUACUUAGUGAGGCAAAAACAGAUCAGUAUAGAGAUUUGCGAGCUCUUCUUCAACUUCUUUCGAGUCUUUGCUCUAAAGACAUGAUUGAUUUCUCAUCAGAUUCAAUUGAGACCCAAGGCACUAACAUAUCUCAGGUGGUUUACUUUGGUCUUCACAUAGUUACACCACUGAUUUCAAUGGACCUCCUGAAAUAUCCCAAACUUUGUCAUGAUUAUUUUUCUCUCUUGUCCCAUAUGUUGGAGGUUUAUCCUGAAACAUUCGCACAACUGAAUAGAGAAGCCUUUGCUCAUGUACUUGGGACCCUUGAUUUUGGCCUUCACCAUCAGGAUGCAGAUGUGGUUAGUAAGUGUUUGAGAGCUCUUCAAGCUCUUGCUUCCUACCACUACAAGGAGACUGCUAAUGGUAAUAUAGGCUUGGGUUCACAUGCCGUUGGUCUUGAGGAUUCAAGUGGUAAGAUUCAAGAAGGCCUUCUGAGCCGCUUUCUCCGUUCAUUGUUGCAGUUACUCCUUUUUGAGGAUUACAGUUCUGAUCUAAUCAGCGUUGCAGCAGAUGCUCUCCUUCCAUUAAUCCUAUGUGAACAAGGCCUGUAUCAGAGACUGGGCAAUGAAUUGAUAGAGAGACUAGCAAAUCCAACACUCAGAUCAAGGCUCGCCAAUGCUUUGCAUGCACUAACAAGUGCAAAUCAGCUUUCUUCCUCCCUUGAUCGAAUAAAUUACCAGAGAUUUAGGAAAAAUCUUAACAUCUUCCUUGUUGAAGUUCGUGGAUUUCUGAGGACCAUGUGAUCAAACCUUUAAUGGCUUAUGUUGUAUGUUGUAUAAAUCUUUAAAAGAAGAGUUGACAUCCCCAAUUGAGCCAGCAGCUGGAGAAGAAAAUAGAGCUCUAAUCUCUUGGCAGAUGAAGUUUCUGGAGUCACAGAAGACAUCGAGUCCUAUCCACACAUGGCCUUCUUUGUUUGCUAUAGAAAGAAGCAUUUAAGUUGUGUGAAGAAAGAUCUAGUAGCAACUCAUUGACAAAAUAGUAGUCAAAUUCUUUUCUGAAAAACUGCAUUGUGGGGAGAUAGGGAGAUAUACAUACUUAACUAUCACUUGGUUUGCCAGGAGUCUCCGCGUUGAAACACCCCUUCAUGUUUGUGCUAUACUGCAUAAGCACACAAUCAGUUCAACCUGUUAUAAAACCUAUUUUUGUAAGCUGAAAGCUGAUUUUUGGCAAUAUCGAAAUGCCGAAUGAGUUUUGUUUAAGUUCUGCAGUUACAGUUGUAAUAACUGCAUAAAAUGGCUUUAGUGUGUCUCUAUUUCAUGGCAAGAAGCUCUUACCCAUAAAUGUGUACAGAUUGUGUAAACUCUCUGCAUUCUUGUUAAAUCCUGGAUAUUUGUCUCUUGAUAAGAUGUACUCCAAUUUACAUUA
Messenger RNA from Lotus japonicus, 4387 nucleotides. RefSeq lists its product as uncharacterized. Lineage: Eukaryota; Viridiplantae; Streptophyta; Magnoliopsida; Fabales; Fabaceae. Gene Ontology annotation, molecular function: nuclear export signal receptor activity. Gene Ontology annotation, cellular component: cytoplasm; nuclear pore. The record is from RefSeq and is a predicted model, not a curated record. Gene Ontology annotation, biological process: protein export from nucleus. Bases 265 to 3765 code for a protein of 1166 amino acids. The transcript is spliced from 32 exons.